UUUGCGGCAGAAGUUUGGGGCGCUGAUCCAACACCUGCGAGCAGGUGUAUCUUUUUUCCCUUCUUCUUUUCCUGGGGAAGCCAAGCAGGUGCGGCCCCCGAAGCCUCCUUCCGAGGUGUCUGCGGGACUCUCUGCCCUCGGGACGGGCGGAUUCUGGGGACGGACAAGCAGUCAUCCCGGCAUGGAGCGGCGGUGGCCAGCCAAGCACGCUUGAAGCCUUCCCGGAUCCAGCCGCUUUUCUUCCACGCGAAACGCGAGUGGAGGAGCCGAGCAACGAGGCUGCCUGCCUGCCCAGCCGGAGGAACCCUCCCCUCCUUUGCACCCAGCACCCAGGAGUAAGCACCCCCCCCCCGGUUGGUUUCGAGGAUGUGACGAGCCGAAGAGUUUGGAUGUCCACGGUGCAGAGACUGCGCCGCGCCCGUCCCGUCCAGCUUUAGGUCUACCCAGGUGCGCGGAUCGCGAAACUUUUCGGGCUGUGCCAGGGAAGAUGAAAGCCAAGGAAGUGACCGGGGAUCCCUCGGCUGCCUCCACCUCUUCCACCCAGGAUGGGUCAGUCCUGCUGGUACCGCCUCACCCGUCGGAUCGGGAUCCUUUCGCUGGAAGGGAGAGGGUCGAGGCCAUCGACCUGACCCUCGACGGCCUUCUGUACGCCCGGAGCAGCGAAGACGAGGAGGACGAGGAAGAGGAGGAGGAAGACCAGGACGAGGAAGAAAACGCCCGUCUGAAGGAACGAGACCAGCUCUCUGGCUCCUCCUUGGUCCAGGAAAGUCCCGGCUUGCCGUCGGGCAAAGACGCCCUGGACCGGGUCCUGGAUACCUUCCUGACCUCAGCUUCUGGCAACUCGGACAGCCCUUCGGCGGCGUGGUCAUCUUUCUUCGGCUCGGAGAUCCCCGAAUUGGCCUCAGGGCUCCCCGCCCGGCGCUCCCUCGACGGCAAAGAAGAGGGCGCGCCCCCGGACGCCGCUUCCCUGCUGCCGCCUCCGCCUCUUUCUCCGCGGGCCACCGCCUCUCCUUCCCUUUGGAAGGCGGUUAAAGAUGCGGAGGGAGCUCCUUUUAAGAGCCCGAGGGGCAGGGCCCCGGCCCCCGCAGCCUCGACGGCGUUGCCUAAAGGAGGACAGCAGCAGGAGGGGGAAGAAGAAGAAGGAAAGCUGGUUCCCGGGGCUGGCCGCGCCGUAGAGCCUCCCGCCUCUUCCCCUUCUUGCAAGCUCCUGGCGGGGCGCUCCCCCCUGGCCGCCCCCUCCGCCUGCCCUGAGUUUCUCAACGUGCCCAUCCUGCCUCUCAACCCGGCUUACUUGGUCGCCCGGACGCGGCAGCUGCUGGACGUGGACGAGUGCCAGGAGUGGAGCCCUUUCUGCGGGCACCCAAACGCCGCCGCCUCGCCCGCCUCCUGCAACCUCCAGGACUUCCCCGGCUUCGUCUACCCGCCCAAAGAAGGGCACCCGCCGCCGUCGCCGCUUCCCCCGCCGCCGCCGCCUCCUCCUCCGCUUUAUCUCUUGGGCUCCGUCGGGGACUUUCAGCCCAGCUUCAAGAUCAAAGAGGAGAGCCUCGCGGCGGCCGUGGCCAAAAACAGCAGCGACGGCGGGGCGCAUUUGGGGCCCGGGACUUUGCAGGCUGCCCCGCUGCCCUGCCCGGACUACGCUCCGUCGAUCGCCGCCCCUUCGCUGCCCAAGAACAAUAGCAUGAGCAGCCUGGAAGCCGCCGCAGCCGCCGCUGCCCCGUCGUCCAGCCUGGAUUGCGUCCUCUACAAGGCGGAGGUGGGUUCCGGCGCCCUCUCGGGCUCCUACGGACUAGCGCCUUACAAAGCCUCCGCCGCCAGCGCCCUGGCGCCGAGGGAGACUCUCUCGUUGCCCUCCACCUCGGGCGCCCCGCCUCAAGGCCUCUACCAGCCGCUCGGCUUCCAGGGCCAGCAGCAGUUUUAUUCUCCUUACCUGGGCUAUAUCAGGUCUGAUGCCGAAGCUGGUCAGAGCCCUCAAUAUGGGUUUGAACCUUUGCCCCAGAAGAUCUGCCUUAUCUGUGGUGAUGAAGCUUCUGGGUGCCACUAUGGCGUCCUCACCUGUGGAAGCUGCAAAGUCUUCUUCAAAAGAGCAAUGGAAGGUCAACAUAAUUAUCUAUGUGCAGGGCGGAAUGACUGCAUAGUGGAUAAGAUUCGUCGAAAGAAUUGUCCCGCAUGUCGCUUGAGGAAGUGCUGUCAAGCUGGCAUGAUACUUGGAGGUCGAAAGUUUAAGAAGUUUAAUAAGGUCAAAAUGCUAAGAGCCUUAGAUGUUGUCGCACUGCAACAGCCAGCAGCCCUUCCAAAUGAAAGCCAAGCAUUGGUGCAGAGGCUUUCUUUUUCACCGAGUCAAGACAUUCAAUUUAUCCCUCCACUGGUCAGUGUCUUACAGAGCAUUGAGCCAGAAGUUAUCUACGCAGGUUAUGAUAACACGAAACCAGAAACUCCAAGUGCUUUGUUGACCAGCCUCAAUCACUUGUGUGAGAGGCAACUUCUCUCUGUAGUCAAGUGGUCCAAGUCAUUACCAGGAUUCCGGAAUUUACAUAUUGAUGACCAGAUAACUCUUAUCCAGUAUUCAUGGAUGAGUCUAAUGGUCUUCGCGAUGGGAUGGAGAUCAUAUAAGCAUGUCAGUGGUCAAAUGUUGUACUUUGCUCCUGAUCUAAUAUUAAAUGAACAGAGGAUGAAAGAAUCAUCGUUCUAUUCCCUGUGCCUAUCCAUGUGGCAAAUUCCACAAGAGUUUGUCAAGCUACAAGUAAGCUGUGAAGAGUUCCUUUGCAUGAAAACCCUGCUCCUCCUGAAUACAAUUCCUUUGGAAGGACUCAGAAGCCAAAAUCAGUUUGACGAUAUGAGAUCCAGUUAUAUCAGAGAACUGGUCAAAGCAAUUGGGCUGCGACAGAAAGGGGUUGUAGCCAGUUCUCAACGUUUCUACCAGCUCACAAAGCUUAUGGACUCCAUGCAUGAUCUCGUGAAGCAACUUCACUUAUACUGUCUCAACACAUUUCUUCAGUCCCGGGCACUGAGUGUUGAAUUCCCGGAGAUGAUGUCAGAAGUGAUAGCUGCCCAGCUUCCGAAGAUACUGGCCGGAAUGGUGAAACCACUUCUCUUUCACAAAAAGUGACCUGCCUCUCAAUCUAUCUACAACCCCUACUACCCUCUAUCUCUCCUCUCCUCCCCCCUCCCUCCCCCCCACUCUCUCCCUCUCUCUCUCUCUUUCAACAUUUGUAGAGAUAACAUACAAAAAUUGUGUAUUUUAAAAAAAAAUUGUUGGAGAAUAUUUUGGGUGGGUGAGAUUUAGCAAUGUUGGGAAUAGCCCCAGCUCCUGUGUCAUUUUGUAUGCCUACAUUUUAUGGAUUAGACCUGGAUUAAGUCAUACUUAGAAGAGACAC
Messenger RNA from Thamnophis elegans (Western terrestrial garter snake), 3374 nucleotides. RefSeq names its product progesterone receptor (gene PGR). The transcript has 8 exons. Gene Ontology annotation, cellular component: nucleus. The coding region runs from base 488 to 3106 and encodes 872 amino acids. Lineage: Eukaryota; Metazoa; Chordata; Lepidosauria; Squamata; Natricidae. Gene Ontology annotation, biological process: steroid hormone receptor signaling pathway; regulation of DNA-templated transcription. Gene Ontology annotation, molecular function: DNA-binding transcription factor activity; sequence-specific DNA binding; zinc ion binding. The record is from RefSeq and is a predicted model, not a curated record.